AUGGCGUCUUUAUUUGGGAAAUAUUACUUUUUGGAAGAAUUUUUAUUAGAAAAGCAACUUCCCUGCUUAUUUAAUGACCCUGUACCAAUAUUUUCGUCAAUAUCAGCAGGACAAAAUGACCCAAGACCUAAAGUGAAAGAUUUUGUGGACAAUGUUGUUGAUGUAUGGUCGGAGAGCGAGUUUAGAAGACACUUAAGAAUUAGCAAAACAAUGUAUUCUCAUUUAUUAAAUGAAUUUAGGGACCCUUUGAAGAAAAUCAAUCAUGGGGGCUAUAUCCCAAUACCACCCAAGGAUCAACUUUACAUAUUCAUUUGGUAUUUGGCGAAUUUAGACAGUCAGAGAGAAAUAGCUCUGCUUUUUGGCGUAAGCGAGUGGUUUGUACACACCUGUAUUAAAAAUGUUGCAGAAAUUUUAAGCGCAAGGGUAAAACAGUAUAUAUCUUGGCCAUCUUAUGAAAGACAGAGACACAUUUCAGAAGGUUUUGAAACAAACACUACUUUUCCAGGAAUUGUUGGUGUAAUGGAUGGCACUCACAUCCGGAUUGUUAAUUGUCCUGGGGGCCAGCAAGAUUAUAUCAACAGAAAAGGGUUUGCAUCCAUUCAAGCACAACUCAUUGUGGAUGACAAAUUAAUGAUAAAUGAUGUAAACGUGGGAUGGCCUGGCAGUACCCAUGACGCGAGAGUCUUGCGUAACUCUGGUAUCUUUUAUUAUGCGGAAAACAAUGGGAAAAUCUUACAAAAUCAUUACAUUAUUGCUGAUGGGGCCUAUCCUUUGAAGUGGUGGCUUAUGACUCCAUUCAGGGAUAAUGGACGUUUAAAUAAUGCCCAAAGAAGAUAUAAUAGAAUAUUUUCCUCAGCAAGACAAUGUGUGGAAAGAGCGAUAGGUCAUUUGAAAGGACGAUUCAGACGACUUCAAAAUCUUCAUGUUGGUUCUGUGACACACAUGUGUAAUUUAGUCAUAAGUGCAUGCAUUUUGCACAACAUGUGCAUUAUCUGCGACGAUUACAUCGAUGACUUCAUAGAUAUGACACAGGCUGAAGACAUCAACCAAUAUCCAAAUGUUUUCCAGAAUGCUGCUGAUGGAACUAACAUAAGAGAUAGACUUGUUGCCAUUCUUUGAAUAUGC
Saccostrea cuccullata (small rock oyster) is the source of this 1125-nucleotide messenger RNA. RefSeq lists its product as uncharacterized. The transcript has a single exon. Lineage: Eukaryota; Metazoa; Mollusca; Bivalvia; Ostreida; Ostreidae. The record is from RefSeq and is a predicted model, not a curated record. Bases 1 to 1119 code for a protein of 372 amino acids.